AUGCGACAAUGAGCAGAAGUCACCAGCUGGCGUCGCUGUGGUGCCGUUUCCAGAGCUGAUAGCACAGGCAGCAGAAGUCAGCUCAAACCAAAGAAUUUCUGCCACAGCUGACUCGGACGCCAUCUUUGUCGCGAACAUAAACAAUAUAGGAGAGUCGCGUCGGCAUCUGGCUGUACGGCUGCUGUUUCACGGAACACGACCCAAGUCUUCCCAUCGCGGAGCUCAUGCCUUCAGACGAAAAUGUUUGCCGCCUUGGUCACCUGAAACACUGACAGACUCCGAGCCCAAACUGCCUCCGAAUGUCAAGCCGAGCACAGCAAGCUAACCGGGCCGCUUGAGAUGGAGAUCCUCUGUGGAUUUCCUCACCGGGAGGGAGCGGAGGUGUAAAGGGGGCGGGGAGGGCCCCCACAGCCCUGAACGGAUGGACCAAGAGUAUGAGAGACGGCUGCUGAGGCAGAUCAACUACCAGAACCUGCCCAAAAAGAGCCGUAUGACCAAGAGCUUAGGUGCUGCCUCCAGCCCUGUCAGUGUAAAGUCAGGGGACCGCUUCAUUCCCACCCGCGCUGGAAGCAACUGGAGCAUCAACUUCCACUAUGCCAAUGAGAAUUGCCGCUCUCCCACUCAGAACCACAAAGCAAAGGAUGGCAGUUCAGACUCGAGCAAAGACACUGUGGCGUAUGCCGCCCUGUUGAGAAACGAGUUGCUGGGAGCUGGGAUAGAGACGGUGCCAGAGCCUCACACAGAUGACCGGCGGCAUGAAGUUCUUGCUCAAGACUCCUACAGCCUUUUUAGGUACACUGUCCACACGAAGAGAGUGCCUUGUGAUCGCGGUAAUGAAGUCUCCCCCUUCUCCCUUUCUCCACUCAGCAACAAGAGUCACAAGCUGCUCCGCUCGCCCCGCAAACCGGCGCGAAAGAUCUCCAAGAUCCCUUUCAAAGUGCUGGAUGCUCCAGAGCUGCAGGACGACUUCUACCUCAAUCUGGUGGACUGGUCAGCUGGAAACCUGCUGAGCGUGGGGCUGGGAGCCUGCGUCUACCUGUGGAGCGCCUGCACCAGCCAGGUGACAAGGUUGUGUGACCUUUCAGUGGAUGGGGACUCUGUCACAUCAGUUUGUUGGAAUGAGAGGGGGAGCCUGGUGGCUGUUGGAACCCACAAGGGUUACGUUCAGAUCUGGGAUGCAGCAGGAGGAAGGAAGCUGACCUGUCUGGAGGGCCACUCAGCCCGAGUAGGUGCGCUGGCGUGGAAUGGGGAGCAGCUGUCUUCUGGGAGUCGGGACAGAGUGAUCCUGCAGCGGGACGUCCGAACACCGCCUUGUGCUGAGAGAAGGUUGCAAGGUCACAGGCAAGAAGUGUGCGGCCUAAAAUGGUCUCCGGACCACCAGCACCUUGCUUCUGGAGGCAACGACAACAAAUUGCUGGUGUGGAACAGCUCCAGCCUCGUCCCUGUGCAGCAGUACAGUGACCACCUGGCAGCCGUGAAGGCCAUAGCCUGGUCCCCUCACCAACACGGGCUCCUGGCCUCAGGCGGCGGCACCGCCGAUCGCUGCUUGCGGUUUUGGAACACCCUGACGGGUCAGGCGCUACAGAGCACAGACACCGGCUCCCAGGUCUGCAACUUGGCCUGGUCCAAGCAUGCCAACGAACUGGUAAGCACUCAUGGCUACUCUCAGAACCAGAUUCUGGUGUGGAAGUAUCCGUCUCUAACCCAGGUGGCCAAACUGACAGGACACUCCUACAGAGUCUUAUAUCUGGCUGUGUCCCCAGAUGGAGAGGCCAUCGUUACAGGAGCUGGAGAUGAGACGCUUCGUUUCUGGAAUGUCUUCAGUAAGACACGAUGCACUAAGGAAUCAAAGUCUGUGCUGAACCUUUUCACAAGAAUACGAUAGUGGGCAGCCGUGGGUCAGGGAAGCUGCAGGAGGAACCUGACCGGCUGUGGCUAAAAUGCACAGACUCAUAGAUCCUCUCCAGUGAACCUCAACCUCCACAGAGACUGUCUUUGUUGAAACCUUUUCAGCUGAGGACGCGGUUCCAACUUCCGAUGACGACUGCCACCCUUCACAUCGAUGUCACAGAUUAAAACAGAAAUCACGUUCUCUUCUUAAAAAGUCGCUCUUGUUCUCCUUACUGUCGUGGAUGUGAUGAAGUUGUUUUAUUAUCCAUUAGCAGAUGCGUAUGUAAGAGUUCUAAGCUAUAUAAUGUUAUGAUGGAACAUUUUUUUUAAAGGGGGAGGGGCUCUUUUGUAACAGAGAGGAGGAAGGGGCGGGGCUUCUAUAUUUUGAUAAUGCGUGCUUAUGACCUACAGCAGCAUGUGACAGGUAAGAGAAAUCAAUCAGUGAACAAACACAGUCACACAUUCACCUGCAACAAAAGAUUGGUUUAAUCGGUGUUUUUUGUCAGUAGAUGUACAUUCAUGGCACUGUGACACUUUCUGACAGGUAUUUUAUUAAAAACAUGUCCGACAGUGACCCAGAUGUCUCUAACAGUCCCCAGAGUGUGUAUGUGGUGGUGGUUGGGGUCAGUCCAAUUAUUGUUGUUUUCCAGUGUCACACCCUGAGUGAACAGUCCUAUUGGACACCUUGGACAUGUUCAAAUGGAUCCAGAUUGUUCUGUGGUAAGAGCUGCUGAUGAACAGAAAAGCAGAACAGAACCGCAGCUCUGACUAGCAUUCAGAGUACCCGGACCCCUGCAGACCCCUGCAGAGCAAGGAGAACUCCUUCACAGUCUCCUUAACAUGACGCUUGUUUGUUUGUUCCCUGGAAGAAAGAGACAGGUAUGAGGAGCCAUUAGGGUAGAGGUUUUUUAUUUGGUUAUUACAUCAUCAUAGAUAAAUAAAGGUCCAUUUUCUUUUAGUUACUAGAGCUUUGUUUUUUCCAUGUUUUACAUCAAGACAUUAACUGAUUUCAUAAACUUGCCCAAAUCUGCAGAGUUAAAUGAACAAUAAUUACAAUCAUUAAAACGUUUACUGCUUCAUGCUGCAGUUCACUUCACUCCAAAAAAUGUUCAUUCACAAUAAUCAUUAAAAAUAGUAAAUACA
This is a messenger RNA of Girardinichthys multiradiatus, 3033 nucleotides long. RefSeq names its product fizzy/cell division cycle 20 related 1b (gene fzr1b). Gene Ontology annotation, biological process: positive regulation of anaphase-promoting complex-dependent catabolic process; positive regulation of ubiquitin protein ligase activity; anaphase-promoting complex-dependent catabolic process. Gene Ontology annotation, molecular function: anaphase-promoting complex binding; protein binding; ubiquitin ligase activator activity. Lineage: Eukaryota; Metazoa; Chordata; Actinopteri; Cyprinodontiformes; Goodeidae. Bases 422 to 1885 code for a protein of 487 amino acids. Gene Ontology annotation, cellular component: anaphase-promoting complex. The record is from RefSeq and is a predicted model, not a curated record. The transcript has 15 exons.